Alosa sapidissima (American shad) is the source of this 7866-nucleotide messenger RNA. RefSeq names its product band 4.1-like protein 1. The transcript has 25 exons. Gene Ontology annotation, cellular component: cytoskeleton; plasma membrane. Bases 131 to 4429 code for a protein of 1432 amino acids. Gene Ontology annotation, molecular function: actin binding; structural molecule activity. Gene Ontology annotation, biological process: cortical actin cytoskeleton organization. The record is from RefSeq and is a predicted model, not a curated record. Lineage: Eukaryota; Metazoa; Chordata; Actinopteri; Clupeiformes; Clupeidae.
UUGCCUAUCAGAGAACAAGACGGAAAACGACAGGGCUGUUCAAGGAUUGCACUGACUUGCUUGCGGUGUCCCGCGGAACAUCAAUGUUCCACACCUGGACGGGUGCUUGACAGGAUAAAGAGAAGUUACCAUGACGACAGAGACCCGUCCGGAGUCAGAGGUGGGCCUGCACGACUCGGCUUCGGAUGGCAAAAUGGCCAAACAGGACCAGGAUAGCAAACUUCUCGACGACCACCGGGACGAUGCCUCAGAGAGGACAACUCCUGGCAAAAUGGCAAAGUCCCCACAGAAAACUGGCAAGCGGUCCAAGACAGCUCCCUUCAAGGUGACUCUGUUGGACAGCUCUGAGUAUGAAGGCGCCAUUGAAAAGAACUCCCGUGGACAGGCUUUAGUGAACAUGAUGUGUGAGCACCUGAACCUGCUGGAGAAGGACUACUUCGGACUCAUCUUCAGUGACGCAGAUAGUCAAAAGAACUGGUUGGACCCUUCCAAAGAAAUCAAGAAACAGAUGCGCACCUCGCCCUGGCAGUUUUCCUUUGCGGUUAAAUUCUACCCGCCAGACCCUGCACAGCUCAUUGAGGACAUCACCAGAUAUUACCUGUGUCUGCAGCUGAGAGAUGACAUCCUCUCUGGUCGGCUGCCAUGCUCCUUUGUCACACACGCACUGCUGGGCUCCUACACGGUUCAGGCGGAGCUGGGCGACUUCGACCAUGACGAGCACAGCUCCGACUACGUCAGUGAAUUCCGCUUCGCCCCCAACCAGACGCGGGAGCUGGAGGAGAGGGUGAUGGAGCUGCAUCGAAACUACAGGGGGAUGACUCCUGCAGAGGCUGAGCUGAACUUCCUGGAGAACGCCAAGAAGCUGUCCAUGUAUGGAGUGGACCUCCACCACGCCAAGGACUCCGAGGGCAUUGACAUCAUGCUGGGCGUGUGUGCCAACGGACUGCUGAUAUACCGCGACCGGCUGCGCAUCAAUCGAUUCGCCUGGCCCAAGAUCCUCAAGAUCUCCUACAAGCGGAGCAACUUUUACAUUAAGAUUCGGCCCGGUGAGUAUGAGCAGUUUGAGAGCACCAUCGGCUUCAAGUUGCCCAAUCACAGGGCUGCCAAGAGGCUGUGGAAAGUUUGCAUCGAGCAUCACACCUUCUUCAGGUUAGUGUCUCCAGAGCCGCCGCCCAAAGGCUUCUUGGUGAUGGGCUCAAAGUUCCGAUACAGCGGGCGAACCCAGGCCCAGACGAGACAGGCCAGCGCCCUGAUUGACCGUCCCGCACCUCACUUUGAGCGCUCGACCAGCAAGAGGUACUUGCUGUCCCGCAGUCUGGAUGGAGAGUUCUCGCGGCCAGUGUCUGGCCUGAGUCACCAUCAGGAUGGCCUGUCGCAGCGCAGCACCAGCGAGCUGCCACGCUCACCUUCCGUGGACGAGCAGGACCACCGGGCAGACCUGAGCACUGACCAGGAGCUGGACACCGAGUACGAGCAGGACCAGGACCAAGACGCCGACCAACUGGACCAGGACCCUGACAGCGUGACCACGCCGACCAAGAAGAAGGAGAUUAAGGAGGAUGCUGGAGAAGCUCUUGAUGCUCAGCAGGAGUUUAUGGAUAAGUCGGAGGACUUUCUCCUGAAGCAUCAGGCCAGCAUCAAUGAGCUGAAGCGAGCUUUGAAGGAGCCCAACAGCAAACUGAUGACCCGGGAGAAGCGCCUGUCAGGGUCAUCCCCAGGAGGCACGCCUGAGAAGAAGGCUGAUGUGGGGGUUGUGUGGGCCAUGGAGGCCACUAGCGUCACACCUCCGGAGGGCUUCACGCAGAAGACCCUGGUGACUUCUCCUGAGGGUUCAGAGGAAUGGGUAUUGAUUGAAAAGCAGGAUGCUUGCCAACCAGAGAAUUACCACAAGGUGGAGAGCAAGGAUAAGCCUAAUAGACGUUCCCUUUCUGAAGUCUCCGAACCUGGCUUGGAGAAAAAGAAAGAGUCAGAAAAGGAGAUCACCAAAAUGAUACAUAUCGAGGUAACUGGGGAGGAUGGCGAGGAAAUGCAAGUCCAGAUGGACUCUUUCCCAUCUCCCAAGCUGCCACCAAGAGACGAGAGCAAAGACUCGAGCCUGAGGAACAACAACAACUGUAUCAUGGCCGAGUUAUCUGCCAAAAUCAAAGGCGAGACGAAGCAGGAGAACGAAGUCCCACCACUGGAGGCAGGCAACAGACCCAGAAAUGAGAAAUCCCCCGUCACGACUUAUGCAGCUGAACAUCAGUCACACAAAGUCCGCAAGGACAAGAGGCCUCGGAGUCUGAACUUGGGCAUGUCGACCGAGUUUGUGUACGAGAAAGAGACUGAUGGUCCAGGCGGCAAUGACGAGAGCGAAGUGUCUGACGAGGAGAAUGCAUCGGCGGGCGAGGAGGAUGAUCAGGCCGGACGAUAUGAGCGGCCUUUUAGGACAGAGACGAAGAAGGAGCCCUUGGCUAUGAAGAUGAACAUUACUAUGAAUGAUGAGGACACAUCGGUGACUGCUCGGGCUUCACAUGUUCGACAUAAAGACAAGGUGACAGAUGAAUGCAAGAGCAACAUUACUCAGGAAAGUCUCAUGUUUGAUAAACUGAAGAAAGAGGCUGAGAAUAUGACAAAAAUGAUGAGAGGGGAAGACGCAAGUCAUGCAGACACAGUCAAAGGAGCGUCGGAUGUUGGAGGACGAAUAGAGAUCGUCUCACGGAAGGAGGUCACAAAAAUGAUCAUGAUUGACAGCGAGGACACCGAGGACGCUGAUAGGCACAACGCAAACAAAGUGGCAAAUGACUGGACGGUGAAUGUCCCGCGGAGAGAGAGGCCCCGAUCGUACAUGUUUGAACAGACUCCGUCCGACAAAGCCCAGAAGAGGAAAUCGACAGGCUCCACUCAUGUUGAAAUCACACGGAUUGUUCCGCUGAAACCUGAAAGAUCCAGGAGCUCCACGACCCGAGACGAGCCAGACAACAUGUUCAAACUCGAAGAAGAGCGCAAGCGACUAAGUGGCAGCUAUAGAAGGGAAUUCAUUUCACUGAACGAAUCAGCAGAACAAUCCACUGACAUCAAUAGGAAUGACAUCUGGCCCACUGUGUCCAGUCCUGUGCUGACCAAUCCAUAUCAAGUAGGGUCACCCCAAUCCCCAACCAUGAUGGGACACAAUGUGUUUCAGGGCUGGGAGGAGCAGGUUCAACUAAAGGAGAGAACUUUCGGAGACGACUCUCAAUCCACAAUUGGAGGUGGCAGUUUGAAGGACGACCCAUCUCAGUUUGACCAAGGCGCUUCCGGAGCUCCACCCUUCAGCCCGAGGGCCGCAGGCUUCAACAAGAACGCUCCCCCCACUCCCCCGGUCAAAACGAAGAAGGCCCGGGAGUCGGGGCUGAUUCUCCGCAACAGCCGCAACCCCAGCAAGGAGCCAGGAGUGGACGGAGCAGCCGAGAGGAGACAUGCGGAGCCUCUGUCUACUACUGUGAUUAAUGAAGAACAACUAGCUGAGGCUAAGAGGGAACCCUGGGAUAGACGGCCAAUCUCAGCCACCGACCUCGAUGAACAGGAGCGCGAACGCGAGCCGGCCUUCAUGAAGGACACACACCUGGGCAUUGAGCGGAAGUGCUCCAGCAUGACGGUCAGCUCCACGUCCAGCCUGGAGGCAGAGGUGGACUUCACUGUCAUCACUGACCUCCACCUGGGCGCGGAGGAGUUCUCAAGGGGCAUGAGCGAGCUGGCUGAGAGGGGCGGAGGGGAGAGGCAGGCAGAGGGGAGCCGCGAUGACUUUGAGGAGGCGUCUCAUUUCUACUCCUCCCGGCUGAUGAGCCAGGACAAGCACCCCGUAGAACAGCGCCUCCUAGAGGAGAAAGGCCACCACGAGGUAGACGCUCCCCCGGUGGCCAGGAAAGACCCUAACGCUGUGAGCAUCGCCCACUCGCUGCGGAGGGCAGAGGUCAAGGUGGAGCCCCACUCCAAUGGUGCAGAAGUGCCCCCCACCAUCAUAGACAUCACAGAACAGCAAACACAAGGUGAAGUCAACUGCAUGGAGACAAAGUUCUCCAGCACUGACGACACUCAACCACAAGAGGGUGACAUGAGCCAGGAAGAGAGUGGAGAGAAGGAGGCUCCUCCACCUGGCAGGGAAAAUGGCUCUCCAGUAAAAGCAGGCUCUCUGGGGAGAGACUCAGCAGUGUCCCCACUCACUGUCACCGCGGAAAAUGUUACCUCAGCAACCACCCAAGUAACCAAGACAGUGAAAGGGGGAUACUCAGAGACCAGGAUCGAGAAAAGGAUAAUCAUCACGGGAGAUGACGAUGUUGACCAACAUCAGGCCCUCGCCAUGGCUAUCCAGGAAGCCAAGCAGCAGCAUCCCGAUAUGCUGGUGACAAAGGCGGUGGUUGUCAGGGAAACAGAAUCUUCAGAGGAGAAACACAGGACGCCAGAGUCCUGAUGACCAGACUCGGCUCCAGAGAUCAGGGAGAGGAUAUGAGCCCUUCAGGGUCCCCCCCGCCACCACCGCCGCACCCCUGCAUCCAAAGGGUUAGCUGAGUCCAAGUACAACCCGAUCCAACCCAACCCAACCCAACCCGCUCCUGCGUCCCUCAAUGCCCUCACCCCACUCCUCUCUCCUCCUCCUCAGCCUGGCGCAAUGCGCUGUGCCCACUGUCCCUCCAACCAGGAGCGAAAAGGACAGACUUGCAGACCAAUCCUGUUCCUGCAGCCCAGUACUCCAUCAAGCACUCAAUCCCAGUACUCCUCAAGCACUCCAUCCUGCAGCCUCCAUUAGCCACAUGAUGUAUCCAUAUUCCCUCAACAUUGAAAAUGUGUCUGAAAGUGUUAACAGUCCCUCAAUCAGUUUGCCCAUUGUUUGUAUAGAUUUGGAUAGAAUACUGCUUACUUUUGUUAAACUGUACUCGUAGGGGUGGGGUGGCUGGGGGUGGACUCCAAGGCAAUUUCAAGGUUCUUUGGAUUUUGACAGGUUCAUGUGCUCUACAUACAGUCUGUCUUCUCCGGGUGUUAUAAUUAUAUGUGUGCCAGUAUGCCAUUGUACACAGCUUUAGCUCUUGAUUGUCCCGUUGUGUCUAAGAGUCAGCAACCUGCUGCAGGUCCACACACACACACACACACACACACAUACACACACACACACACACACACAAAUGCAUCAUUCUUCGAACAGUUGGAGAAUACACCCCCCCCCCCAAAAAAAAAAAAGUUAGUUCUGAUGAGGGCUGAGCAUUAUUGUGUAUAUUAUAAAAUAAAUAAAAUAACUCCAGAAGGUUGUUACGGAGAUAAUCACUGUCAUGCUCUCCUGAGCUUCCUCCUGUCUAGUUUAAGGAGGUGUACAGUUGGCCCUCUCAGGAGGGUCUGUAGAUGGUUGGCUAGCCUGUAAAUGCCUGUGUGAACCAGUGAGACACUAUAUUCUACUGCGGUCUUUUUAGCUUUUUAAAGAUUUUUUCAAAACGAUAGACUAUCCAGUGGAAGUCACAAUAUUUGCUUGUAAAUGACAAACAUGACACAUGGCGUAUGUAUCGAUUAGUCUGUCACUCCCAUGUGCAUGAGUCAAAUUAAUGUUCACAUAAUCAAGGAGAGGGAGGGGGCGAAAUAAGAGGCAGUCUUGCCAUCUCUAAAGGUCCAUGACACAUGGUCCGUGAGGGCAAGACAUGCUGUAAAUAAACACUCCUCCAGAAUGGACAAUUUGUCAGAAAAAGAAAUAGUGCAUGUCACAGAGCUAAAAGGCAAACAGAAGAGUUUCAUUACAUCAAAGACAUGUCAAGAAGAUGAUGCAGGCAUUUCUAAUGUAUGUUGCUGUUGGACACCCCUUGGUGUGUUUGGCAUGUAGAGUCUCCACAAGUGUUUGGGGGAAGUUGUUCAGGAAGAUUCCAUACAUGUGGACACUGUAAUUGUUUCUAAAGAAAGGCUAAUGAAAGAAGAAAAGCAGAUAUCAAGAUCUCUCUAUAUACAAUAUCAUAUUGUUUACUCGGUUUGCAUUUAAUCCUUCAUGUUGCCAUUAGGUGAGCUGACAGAUAGACUGCUAUAGUGUAGGAAACUCACCGCAAACAAACACAUGGUCUGAUGAUAAAUGUUUUAUCUAAGAAUAAUACUAUUUAAAUAUGAGUUUUUUUAUUUUCUAUUUUGAAAAUUGAGUUGUUUUUAAGUUAUGGUGUAUGAAUUUGAUAUUGUAUUUAUAUAUGAAUGGUGAAUGUGAGGCAUCCUCUCUCCUGUUAGCAUAAAACUCUGUUAUUUUUCUCUUUCAAUGCGUGGCAAAGGCUUGGAUCCGUAGUGUGACCUGAGCACUUCAGCACUAUGAUCCGGCCACGGACAGCCAGGUGAAGAAGUCAGUCAGUGAAACAUUAGCUGACCGAGAGGCUUUGUGUGUUUAUCUCUGUCUGAUCAAAUCUAUAGACAUGUGAAAGGAAAUGAUUGGUCUCUAGCUGAGUGAAGCAUAAUCAAUGUGAAAAAGAUGGCGAAAAGACGAAAAAGAUUGAAAACAAUGACACUGGAAUAUACUGUAAUACCAUGUUAAACACGAGACAUUAUUUCCAGUGUAACAAAAGACUUUGAUCAGACAGUGAGAGAUGAAAGACAAGAGGGAAUGAUAUCCACAAUAUGCCUCAGAACAUGCCUUCCUUUGAAAUACUGUGAUUCAUACUGCUGAUAUUUGCAAUAACAAUCUCACAUUGCCAUCUUGUUAAAUAAGAACCAUAGUAAUGAUUUCAGUUUAAAAGAUGAAACUGUGAACAAAACAAAAGUGUUGGGGGGAAAUGCUUUGCUUGAAGUGCUCUAAAUUGGUUGAGGGUAAAGAAAUGUAUGCAUGCGUCAGUCUCUGUGACCUCAGCUCAGAAUCAGAAUUUUUUCUUUUUUUUCCCUUUUUUUUAAGUUUCAGCAAAGCCCAACGUGUGCUGUGUGAAAAAAACGGGACAGCUUCUUUGCUCUGCCUAAACUACUGUUCUGUCCUGUCUCUGUGAAGUAGCCUAUUAACUCUCAAUGCUUUUUGAGUUUGAUGUUAUAAAUGUUUGCCUAUUGAUUUGUUUUCCACUUGGUCCAAUGACACUGGAGUCCUCCAUUGCCUUUAUUUGAUUGAUUUGUGGGCAAUGGGUUUUACUUUUAGCUGUGACGCUGCCAGGAAUCUGUUUUGGAUGUCUAUGGCGUCACAUUAUUGGAUACUCUUUAAUUUCUAAAAAAUGAGAAAUGUUUACUUGCUAUUAACCUGGGGAAAGAGUUUUUCGUUUGUACCUUUGGUGGUGUGUUGAUGGGAGGAAAGACUACAAAAAUGUUUUUGCUUGAAUCUCUAUCCAGAUAUUUAUUGAGCUUAUAUUAUCUAAUAUAUUACUUUUUUAGUAAAAAUGUAUGAUGGCACAUGUCUUGCCAUGAAGAUUAUAUAAUUUCUUUGUGCCAUGAUAAACAGUACAGGCUCCAAUUAUAAGCACUGUUACUGCACAAUUGUGAGUGGGAUAGCAUUGUCAUAUCAAUAUUGGGUGCCUUACCGUUUCAAGAGUAACUGCCACUGGGAUGAAAUGCAAGAGAUAUUCAUUAUUAAAUCCUGAACUUAUUAGGACUGGUCCCUGAAGACACCUAAAUGUCACACAAUGGUAAGGCAAAGUGCCUUGAUUUCAGUGGGUCUGAGAAUGACCUUAGAUUCAGUCUUCAAGUGACACAUGGUGCUGGUGCAUUUGCUAAUAUUGAACAGAUUGUGAAGGAUUUUGCUUGGUGCAUGGCAUGAGGUAUUGAAACUCUUCAAUUCUUUAGUGCUCCUCCCUUCAAUUCACCCUGCCAAUCCACUGGCUCCACAGCGCCCUCUAGUGCUUGAUGGUGUGUUCUUGCUGUAUUUGCAUUCAAUCUAAAUGGAAUACAUGCAUACAUUAAUAAAUGUCUCAGUUAAAAUGG